Molecule: messenger RNA, 1722 nt
Organism: Endocarpon pusillum Z07020
Lineage: Eukaryota; Fungi; Ascomycota; Eurotiomycetes; Verrucariales; Verrucariaceae
Exons: 3
Coding region: 1-1722 (573 amino acids)
Biological process (GO): cardiolipin biosynthetic process
Cellular component (GO): mitochondrion
Molecular function (GO): CDP-diacylglycerol-glycerol-3-phosphate 3-phosphatidyltransferase activity
Source: RefSeq, a predicted model, not a curated record
AUGAUUGCCAGGAGCGGAGGAAUUCAGCUGCUCCGGCAUGGUACCCGAAGGCCUAUCCGGUCGAGGUCUUGCGUUCGCACAUUCAGCAGUCCAUCCGCAACAUCUGUCAAUACCGCAGCAAGCCCAGCGCAUCCACUCGCCAGCGUCACCACUCAGCUUGACCGGGUCUCUCCCCGGUUUGAGAUCGAUCCGUCCGCUGUCACCAUCCUCAACUCGCCCGCAGCAUUCUACAAGACACUAAAAGACAAAAUCCACGGUGCUCGUCGACGCAUAUAUUUGUCGACCCUCUAUAUAGGCAAGACCGAGCACGAAUUGAUCACGACUCUUGAUGAGGCGCUCCGUGAUAAUCCUGAUCUCCAGGUGUCAAUAUUGACAGACGCUCUGCGGGGAACACGAGAAUCACCAGACCCUUCAUGUGCCUCGCUUCUGGCAAAUUUGGUUAUCAGCCAUGGGGAACGGAUCAAGAUCUCCAUGUUUCAUACACCCAAUCUGGUCGGAUGGCGGAAGAAGUAUAUUCCUCGCCGCAUCAAUGAAGGAUGGGGUCUCCAGCACAUGAAGCUGUAUGGGUUUGAUGACGAGAUCAUGCUUUCUGGGGCCAACCUUUCUAGCGACUACUUCACCAACCGCCUGGACCGAUAUCACGUCUUUUCCUCAAAAGAGCUUACAGAUUAUUAUUACAAGGUACAUGAUGCAGUGUGUGGACUGAGCUAUCGAUUGCGGCCUUCCAAAGAAGCACCGGAUGGCUUCACGCUCGAGUCGCCCCUGCAUAGAGGCCUUCCCGACCCCGUCUGGCAUCCCAAGCGGUUCAAAGCGUAUGCAAAGACUGUCCUCGAACCCCUGAUUCACAAGCCUGCACGACAAAGUAUGUUCCCUGUGAGCUUCUCCAGGGAGAAAACCUUCGUGUACCCAGUCGCACAGUUCGACAUUCUCCUAGGAGAAGCAAACAACCAAUCCUUCGGCGACUAUGAAUUCGCCUCGUACACCUCUACCGAAAAACCGACUCUGAUCAAACUCCUCAGAAGCCUGGCGGAGAACCCAGAGCUCCGCAACUGUAACUGGACCUUCACAGCCGGGUACUUCAACAUCGACCCUGAAAUCUCCCAGCUGCUCAUUGAAUCUGCCCCUGAAAGUGCCAAGACAUUAGUGCGUGUACCCGAACAAUCGACCCAUUCUCAACCCCCUUGCACAGUCAUCACAGCCUCACCAUGGGCAAACGGCUUCUUCGGCUCCGCCGGUAUAUCCGGCAUGCUUCCGGCCGCAUACACCUUACUCUCACGUCGCUUCCUGCGUGAUGUCGCGGCUGCUGGCCGUGAAUCCAGCAUCCAUUUGAAAGAGUGGCGGAGAGGCACAGUUGGCGAGCCAGGCGGAUGGACGUACCACGCUAAGGGGCUGUGGGUAACCCUUCCACCUACCCAAGUAGCCUCUUCCGUCUCAGACUCUGAAAACGAAGACAACCGAUUUUCAGCCGUGGAAGGCCCAAGCAUCACUCUAAUUGGAAGCAGCAACUACACCAAGCGAAGCUACAGUCUCGAUCUAGAGAUUGGCGCGCUGGUCGUGACGGGCGAUAAAAAGCUGCAGCGGAAAUAUAAAGAGGAGACCGAAUGGUUACAGCAAGACGCGGUCGUGGUGACGAAAGAUGAUCUGAUGAAGGUGGAGAGGAGGGUAGGGUUGAAUGUUAGGAUUGCCAUGUGGUUGGUGGAGAGAUUGGGUGGAGCACUUUGA